Messenger RNA from Suhomyces tanzawaensis NRRL Y-17324, 1474 nucleotides. RefSeq names its product mannosylinositol phosphorylceramide synthase catalytic subunit (gene MIT1). Gene Ontology annotation, molecular function: mannosyltransferase activity. The coding region runs from base 1 to 1203 and encodes 400 amino acids. Gene Ontology annotation, biological process: mannosyl-inositol phosphorylceramide biosynthetic process. NCBI's taxonomy places the organism in Eukaryota, Fungi, Ascomycota, Pichiomycetes, Serinales, Debaryomycetaceae. The transcript has 2 exons. The record is from RefSeq and is a predicted model, not a curated record.
AUGAAGAAAGAACUCAAGUAUAUUCUCUGGGGCCACUUGGCGGUCAUCCUCUACUUGGUCUACUGCACGUUCGACCUCAUCACCCUUCUCCACGACGACUCCUUCAGCGACGCCCUCCUCAACUUGGAGUUGAAUCCCGGCGACGGCACCCUCGACAGGCCCACCAUCAUCCCCAAAAUCAUUCAUCAGACCUACAAGAGCACCAAGAUCCCCGAGGAAUGGAAGCCUGGCCAACAGGCGUGCAUCGACCUCCACCCCGACUACACCUACAUCUUGUGGACCGACGACAAGGCCCGCUCGUUCAUCGAAAGAGAGUACCCGUGGUUCCUUAAAACCUGGGACUCGUACCCCUACCCCAUCCAGCGGGCAGACGCCAUCCGCUACUUUGCUCUUGUCCACUACGGAGGUGUUUACAUCGACUUGGACGACGGGUGCGAGAGGCGCUUGGACCCGUUGUUGACAGUUCCAGCAUUCGUCCGUAAGACCAUUCCCACCGGAAUCUCCAACGACGUCAUGGGCUCGGUCCCCAGACACCCGUUCUUCCUCAAGGUCAUCGAGUCGCUCUCCAGCUAUAAGAAGAACUGGUUGGUGCCGUACAUCACCAUCAUGUACUCCACGGGUCCCCUUUUCUUGUCGGUCAUCUGGAAACAGUACAAGCGCUGGGGAGUUCCCGAGGCCGGCAAGGUCCGUAUUCUCAUGCCUGAAGACUACAAGACCCAUUUGUACUCGUUCUUUGCCAUUGCUCCCGGGUCGUCCUGGCACUUGGACGAUGCCAAGUUCAUCAAGGGCCUCGCCAACCACAUUGUUCUUGCUGUCAUUGGCGGUUUCUUGAUUGCUGGGUUCAUUUUCUACUUAGAGUACUUGUUCUACUCGUACGUGUCGUCCAAACACUUCAAGAAAAUGACCAAGAAGGUCACCAACGGGAGCCUCUUCACCCUCAUCAAGUACAAGCUCAACAAGAACAUUAAGAGAAGAGCCAGAAAGGACUCCAACUUGCCGGUGGACUUCAACGUGCUCGAGAAGUUGAACGAAGAACACGAAGACCAUCAUUCCUCCAACCCAAACAACUCCAACGUCUACGAACAGAUUCCUCAGCAAACCUACACCGUAGAGAGCGGAUCUGGAGACGACGAAUUCUAUGAUGAAGAUGACACAUUCAUAGCCGGUGCUCCAGCAUUGAAAAACAACGACAACAUCGUCUAAUCGCAUAUGGGGUGGGUUCCGUUGUCCCCAUCAAAACUACGGCCCUCUUGUACAGUCAUUCGUUUCCUGCCCGGUUUCCAAGCCCAGACCCCGUUUAGACCACUCAUGUCGGGCUUGGUUGCGGCUCACAGACUCACUCCCACCACUAGUUAAUAUCAUCUUGUAUACGUUAAUUUACGAACUUCCCGUUAAGCCUCCAGUAUGGUCGAUAUGUACGAAUUACGAACUUAUUUAAUCUUAUCAUAUGAUGCAUUGAUUAUUAGCUGCCGGG